Molecule: messenger RNA, 1410 nt
Organism: Giardia duodenalis
Lineage: Eukaryota; Fornicata; Diplomonadida; Hexamitidae
Product: Kinase, CAMK CAMKL
Exons: 1
Coding region: 1-1410 (469 amino acids)
Biological process (GO): protein phosphorylation; intracellular signal transduction; microtubule cytoskeleton organization
Cellular component (GO): cytoplasm
Molecular function (GO): ATP binding; protein serine/threonine kinase activity; tau-protein kinase activity
Source: RefSeq, a predicted model, not a curated record
AUGAGCGAUGAGCAGCCAGUUCAGCUCGGACAGUAUGAGGUUUCGGAGCUGUUAGGGUCAGGGGCUUUUGCAAAGGUGCGCUUGGCAACCAGGAAGGAUACGGGGAAGAAGUAUGCAGUGAAGAUCAUCAAGAAAGUGGGGCUAUCUCAAAGAGCUGCCGACCGCCUAAACCUUGAGAUUGCUGUCACAAAGGGCAUUUCACACCCAAACGUCAUAAAGAUGCACGAAGUCAUCGGGACGUCUUCAAAGUUCUGGCUGGUGAUGGACUACCAUGCCAACGGGGAGCUUCUAAAACACAUGAAGACAAAAUUGUCAGACGAUCAGGCAUUUGACUACUUUAUCCAGAUAGCGUGCGCUCUUCGGUACUGUCACAGAUUCGGGAUUUGUCACCGAGACCUAAAGUUUGAAAAUGUCCUGGUGGCGAAUGAUGGGCAUCUCGUGAUAACUGACUUCGGUCUGGGAGCUAUUUCUUACAACCCUGACAAGACCUUUUACUCACAGGCAACCUUCUGCGGCUCAACCCAUUACAUUGCUCCAGAGGUAUCCUCUGGAAGCAGGUACGAUGGGCGCAAAUCGGAUAUCUGGUCCUUGGGAAUCAUGCUCUAUGCCAUGCUGAUCGGCAAGCUGCCUUUCCCAUCAGAUAACUACGAGGUCCUUGUGGAGUCCAUGCUUAAUCGUCGCUAUGACCCUAUCCCUUCCUUUGUUAACGACCAGGCCAAGAACUUGCUGGAGGCGCUGCUGGAACCAGAUCCUCGGACGAGACCCGACUGGAGGGAAAUAUUCAAUUACCCGUGGAUUGCAUCGCGAGUCGCACUAGUGGAUGAAGCUGGGCAUACGGUGGACAAGUUCCCUAGUGAGAUUACUGAUACGGGUGUGCUCUGCAGAGUCAUGCGAAAGAAGAAGGUGCAUAUGGAGAUACCCCUUCAUCCAAACAAGAAGUCGUACUCUGUCCUCUCCAACAUACAUGCUGCCUUAAUGCAAACAAACAGCGCCCCAAGUACGGCUCAGCCUGUUUCUGAUGAGGGAUUCACCUGCCCCAGCUGUGGAAACAUUGUGGUACCCCCUAAAACCGCCGAUAUAGCCAGCUACUCUGUCAAGAAGGCCAUCAUGAUUUCAGACAUAAGCAUAUCAGAUGCGCUGAUUCUAGCUGCGUACGGUGUCAGAAAGGUGACGAAGAAACCGGUUGUGGUCUAUCCUCACGAGUUUCGAGCAAGCUCGGACGUUCAGCUGAUGGAAGCCCGCGUGUUCGGCACUCAGAAACUGGUCAUCCUUAUUGGUACUAACGACGCGGAGAUGUACACGACGGUCAGUACUGUUCUGACAAACUUGGCAGCAGAUAAGGCAAAGUUGUCUGCCAUUACCCUAGGCCGAAUUAAUGACGUCUCAGUUGUUUGCGAAGAUGCACGGUGA